AUGGAAUUUGAGAAAACUAAUUUAGAUCUUGUUUUAGUUUUAAAAGAAUACCUAAAGAACAAAAAAAUAAUUCUUUUUCGUUUUCCUCGAGAGCUAUCUUUGUCUUUAAUUGACACUUUGUCAUUUGAUUCUAAUGAAAUUAAAGAAAUAAAAAUUAAGGAUUCUAAUACAAUUCAUUGUGUUUAUAAUGAUACAAUAUUGGAUAGUAAUGUUUUUGGGUUGUUAAUUCCUGUAAAUGGGUAUAAUACGUAUGAAAUAUAUCAAAAUUUUUAUUUUGCUGGUCAAUGUACUAUUAUUAUUACGGAAAAUGUUUCUGAAACUUCAUUUAUGAGUUCUGACGUUUCUAUUGCAAAACAGGUUCCAGAAAGCUUACAAAUGAGAUCUAACUCUGGAUUUGAAAAUAGUUUUGAAUAUACUGGAAUGUCUAAUUUAAACAAACAGUGUAAAAAUAAUUCGGUGCUGUAUAAAGAAACAUAUUUACAAAAUGUUGUUUCAAAAAAACAUGUAUAUGAUUGUGAAAGUGAUAAUAAAAUGAAAAAAAUUAAAUAUAAGAAAAAAUAA
This is a messenger RNA of Pneumocystis jirovecii RU7, 561 nucleotides long. RefSeq lists its product as uncharacterized. The coding region runs from base 1 to 561 and encodes 186 amino acids. The transcript is spliced from 2 exons. Lineage: Eukaryota; Fungi; Ascomycota; Pneumocystomycetes; Pneumocystales; Pneumocystaceae. The record is from RefSeq and is a predicted model, not a curated record.